Beta vulgaris subsp. vulgaris (sugar beet) is the source of this 1053-nucleotide messenger RNA. RefSeq lists its product as uncharacterized. The record is from RefSeq and is a predicted model, not a curated record. Bases 1 to 1053 code for a protein of 350 amino acids. Lineage: Eukaryota; Viridiplantae; Streptophyta; Magnoliopsida; Caryophyllales; Amaranthaceae. The transcript has 3 exons.
AUGAAUGUUACUAAGGAGAUUCCUAAAGAGAUGACUAUAGAGGAUCCUAGUGGAAGGGUGUUCUCUCAAAAAGUUCUCUAUGAUUGGCUUCUUGUAUACUGCAAUAAAUGUCAGAUUAUUGGUCACAACUGUGCUUACAGUUUGCCUAAGAAGCCUGUGAAACAAGUUCAAAAAUGGGUUCCUAAGAAUACAGUUCCUUCCCAUAGUGUUGAAGUCCCUGUUAAUAUUGGUGUUCCUCCCUUAGUAGUAGAUCCCAGCCUUGCUGGUGAACCUGCGAAGGAAGUAGAGCUAAGUAUUACAGAGACAACUCCAGUAAACACUCCAGAACCUAUCCAGGGGGAAGAGGAAGAGGAGCCUUGGAAAGUUGUUACUAGAAAAUCUAAAGGUAAACAAGUCUCUUUUCAGUCAACUAGAGUGGUUUCAUUUUCUCAAGAGCCAGGCAGGCCUGGGGUUAAAAUAAAAGAAACUAGGGUGUUUCUACAGCAUCAUGGAGUGGAUUUUUGUGCUCUUUUUGAGACUAGAGUGAGGGAUCAUAAAGCUUCAAAUGUCCAAAAGAAGAUUGGUAAUAUCUGGAGCUGGGAGGAUAACUAUGGUUUCUCUCCUAGAGUAUAUGGUUUACAUACCAUUGCAGAUAGAAGACAAUUAUGGGUGGAUCUGAGAGAAAUGGUGGAUAAUGCUGAUUUUCCUUAUCUUAUUAUAGGUGAUUUUAAUGCAGUUUCUCAGGCUUCUGAUAGAAUUAAUGGGACCCUUGUAAGUGAAGCUGAAACUGUUGAUUUUUCAGACUUCCUGAUGGAGGUUGAGUACCUUGCUGAGGGAAUUUCAGAUCAUACUCCUUUGUUGGUUUCAUUCUAUGCUAUGCAGGAGGGAGGUGGUAGACCUUUUCGAUUCAACAAUGUUUUGGUUGAGGAUAUCAAUUUCAUAAACACUGUGAAAGAGGCUUGGGAGUCUACAGGGAACACUUGUAAACUUAAAGAGUGUUUGAAAGAAGUUAAAGGCAGUAAAAGAGGUCUUGAAAAGGCUUCACAGCACUCAUUACUCACAGGCUCACCUUAA